CUUAUUUCCUUCCAUUCCUUCAGAUACUACUCCAAGAGUCUAGCUAUGAGACAAUCAUCUUUCCAUUUUGCUUCAGACGCCAUCAGCUUUUGCAAAUCGAGCUCAACCGUCGGCAGCAGCCACUCACCGAAACACCUACGCCGGGGAGAUGCUCGUGACGCACGACGCGACGAGGACCGCGUGCAAUCUGUUCAAAACGUGUCCUGGCCCGCAGUCGGUCGGCAGCCUCGGCCAAAUGGACAAUUUUAAUCCACCUACUGCGGACGAACUUGCUGCUGCUGCAGUGCCGAAGCAGAAGUUAGGUUUUGGUGGUGUUUGGGGAGUCGGUGCAGCAGCAUCCACAGGGCAUCACGGAGGACCGCACCACCACUAUCAAGCGUCGCAAGUCGGCGGCGGGGACGGAGAAGAUCGUGGUCAUGGACACGUAACCGGACCCGGUGGAUCACAUUGCGUUGCCGGAGCGUUUGUUCUCGAGGACGAACCGCUGCAGGUGGGUGCGUCGAAGGCACCAGGUUACUGUGGAACUGACGUAUCAUCGCCGAUCAGCUCCAAAGCAUCGAGCAACUCAAAGACACGAGUAGCAGUGGCGAGUAGAACGUCAUCAAAACCCAUAGCAGUCGGGUCCCCCGCCGAGCGGGCUAGCCAAUCAUCAACACAUCGUCCAGAUCCGAGAAAUUGGACGGCCAGACGGUAGUUUGAUGAACUCGCGCGAUCAUCCACCACCGUUGGAAGAAAGUUUGAGGCCACAUCCCUCAAUGUUUGACGCGUUGGCAUCUCAAAAUCAGCACGUACUCAACAUUGGUUCGGAUCUGCUUCAGUCAUCCUACCAAAGUCACAUGAAACAGGCCGCGGGAAGCAAUCUGAGCCACAUUUCACGAACCCAAAACAUCGUCCUUUUCGGCAAUUCCACCUUCGCAGAACCAUCAAUCGGAAAACUGUCGAACCAGUUGGGUAACAUGUCCCGGACCGAUCGGAAAGUACCAGAACCUUUCACCAAACGGAUGGGGCCCUGGAAUGCCACCCUGCCGGGGAAGCAACCAGCAGUCGCAUGCAAUCGCGGCGGAGGAAGUGGCAGAAACCGACCAGGUCCACCAAUCGCGUGAAAAAAGGAGUACGAUGGGAUUUUAUUUAUUAUAAUAAUACGUUCUACGACAAAAAAUCAAGAAUAGGAAAGAAUUAGUGCAAUUUGUUCAAUUAAACAUGUUUGAUCAUGAGUCAAAUUUGAGUUGCAAAUUUGUUUCGGUAAACCUUGAGAAAGUAACCUUUAGUAAACCAGCUAUUUUAUUCUUUACUCCGUUGGAUUUAGAUUUUGAUGAAUUUUUAUACGCAUUAUUUUUAUGUUUUGUCUUACUGCAUUUCAAAUACAUGCUUUAAUUUUGUAUUAAAAUUUAUUUAUUCAAUACAAAGUUCAUAGCAUGGA
Molecule: messenger RNA, 1420 nt
Organism: Culex quinquefasciatus (southern house mosquito)
Lineage: Eukaryota; Metazoa; Arthropoda; Insecta; Diptera; Culicidae
Exons: 3
Coding region: 149-694 (181 amino acids)
Source: RefSeq, a predicted model, not a curated record